Molecule: messenger RNA, 3085 nt
Organism: Cuculus canorus (common cuckoo)
Lineage: Eukaryota; Metazoa; Chordata; Aves; Cuculiformes; Cuculidae
Product: E3 ubiquitin-protein ligase TRIM7
Exons: 8
Coding region: 42-1811 (589 amino acids)
Molecular function (GO): protein binding; zinc ion binding
Source: RefSeq, a predicted model, not a curated record
CUGAAGGCCAGGAAGGAGCAGGAGCUCGAAGCAGCGCCGAGAUGUCAGAGGCGGCCAGGAUUCGGGCUGAUCUCCUUCGUCAGAGCAUGGUGGAGCGACUGCCACGGGCCACUUCCCGCUGGGAGCCCUCGGCCACCAGGUUCACCCCUCACCUGCCCCCAGCUCACACCCUCCCAACGCAAAAAGUCGGGCGAUAUAGUAGGAUGACCCUCUCCUACACCUCUGCUCCGAGUUUAAAGAAACCAGACACUGCAGAAGUGACCUCAGGCAGCAGGCUCGUUCCUGGAAGAGGAACGCCCACAAAGGGCUGGAUGCCAAGCAUUCAUGUUCCGUGUUCUGCCUCGGUGAAAUCAGUCCUUGCCCACAGGAGAGAGGCCAUGGCAGCGAUGUUUCUGCCUGGCAACCUCCAGGAUGAAGCCACUUGUUCUGUCUGCCUGGAGUUCUUCAAAGACCCCGUGUCCAUCGAGUGUGGGCACAACUUCUGCCGGGCUUGCAUCAUCAAGAGUUGGAAAGACUUAGAGAUGGACUUCCCCUGUCCACAGUGCCGAGAAGUCUUCCAACAGAAGAGCUUCAGACCCAACCGGCAGCUGGCAAACAUGUCUGAGAUCAUCAGCCAGUUCACCCUCCGCGGGGCCAAAGGUGCCGAAGAGGAAGGGCUCUGCGUGAAGCACAGAGAAGCUCUGAAGCUCUACUGCAAGGAUGACCGGAGAACCAUCUGUGUGGUGUGUGACAGGUCCCGGGAGCACCGGCCACACGCCGUGGUACCCAUCGAUGAGGCAUCUGAGGAGUACAAGGAGAAAAUCCAAGGACGCUUGGAUUUCCUGAAAAAGGAGAGGCAGGAGCUGCUGGAGUUUAAAGUGAACGAUGACAAGAAAACUCAGGAGAUGUUGAAAACCAUUGAGACCGAGAGGCAGAAGCUGCUCGUGGAGUUUGAGAGGCUGCGGCAAUUCCUGCACGACCAGGAGCACAUCCUCCUGGGGCAGCUGGAGAAGAUGGAGAAGAACAUCGCCAAGAGGCAGAACGAGAACAUCACCGACCUCUCCAAGGAGAUCACGCUCCUUAACAAGCUCAUCACGGAGCUGGAGGAGAAAAUCCAGCAGCCCAUGCUUGAGUUCCUCAAGGAUGUGAUGAACAUCAUAAGCAGGAGCGAUGACGUGAAGUGCCAGAAGCCGGUGCCGGUGUGCACGGAUAUGAAAAUGCACAUCUGCAAUUUCUCCCUUAAGACUGUUGUCCUUGAGAAAGUCUUAAAGAAAUUCAGAGAGAACCUGCAAGACGAGCUGGGAAGAGGUGAAAAAGAGGACCUGACCCUGGACCCUGACUCAGCAAACCACCUCCUCAUCCUCUCUGCUGACCUCAAGAGCGUGAGGAUGGGCUGUAGGAAACAGGAGCUGCCCGACAACCCCAAGAGAUUCGACACGAACUCGCGGGUGCUGGCUAGCACCGGCUUCAAGUCGGGAAGACAUUACUGGGAAGUGGAGGUGGGCGCCUCGGACGGUUGGGCCUUCGGGGUGGCCAAGGAGUCUGUCAGAAGGAAAGGUUUGACGCAGUUUUCUCCUGAAGAAGGGAUCUGGGCAGUGCAGCAAAAUGGAGGUCGCUACUGGGCGGUCACCUCACCCCAACGCACCCCACUGUGCCUCAACCAGAAACUCAGUAAGGUCAGGGUGUACCUGGAUUACGAAGGAGAAGAAGUCUCCUUCUACAACGCCGACAACAUGCAGCACAUCUUCACCUUCAACGUUGCCUUCCAGGAGAAAGUGUUCCCUCUCUUUUCGGUCUGUUCCACCGUUACCUACAUCAAACUGUGCCCCUGAGACCUCUCAUGGGCUUCACUGAGGACCUGUUUCUGUGGUCUUCACUGGACGGUGCCCGGACAGCAGUGAUGAGCACAAGAGACUCAAAAUCAACCACACAGCCUGGUUCGUCGGUGCAUGGGCAGGCGGGUGGAUGGGUAACCAGAAAGACAGGGGAAAACAUCACAAGGAGGGUCUUCGGAUCAGUUUAAAGGAGUGAACGGCUACUGAAACCAUCGGGGAUCCCCAGAGGGUUGUGGUUACCAUCUUAAACUCAUCCCUGAACCAACUUGCGUCUUCAGCAAGAGAGAAACCACUGGUAGAUGGCUCCAAGGCUGAUAACGGACGGGGGUUGUUCUUGCAUGGGUCUAAGGAUCAAUAUUAGAGCCGAUGGGAAGGUUGGGAGUGGACCCUCCACCCCUUUAGAAGUGUCAAUGACCCAAAAUGAAAUGUUUCGUGGGUAAAUGUCCUGUGGGAAAGGUGGGGAGAAUGACACUGGGCAGGAUGGUUUUGACAUCCAUCCAAAGCUGGAAUAGGCAAAGCUCCAUUCCAUUUACUCAAGGGAAGUCAAGCGGGAAAGUUUUGCUCCUCCUGAAGUGAAUUUAGAGGAAUUUUCCAUGGCCUUAUUGUGCUGUUUGUUGCUCCUGACAAACUGUGGCCACCACCUCGGUGCCCAAAGUGGAAAUCCUGCCCUGCUCACAGGUGCCUUCAUUCCUACGGGGUUUCAGAGGAGGUAAUUAGGCUCAUGAAUGCCUCCUGGAGGUGAUUGGAUUGUGGUGAGCAAAGAUGCUCAAUGAGGUUGCUCACACCCUCGUGUGAGGGGUUAUAAGGAGCUCAGCUGGAGCUCCUGCCUUUUUCCCCUCUUGCUCUUGGCUGGGAAGAAAGGUCUUCAGGGAAGGUUUUGGAUGCUGUUUUCUUGUUCCAGCCGGUGCUCCUAAAAUCCAGGAUAAUAAUUGCACUUCGAAGGCUAUUUUUGUGAUGUUGAGAUGGUCUGAGCUGUUCCGGGUAAUCUAAACCACGUGACCACCAAGAUCUGACCCGUCUUGGAGCCAAGUUUGGGUUGAAGAGCUGCUGUGGGCUUUUGGUUGCCUUCUCCAUGAGUUGGUGUAAGCGCUCUGUGCUUCCACUCCCUGUCCAUGACCCCUCUGGGUGGGAGGGAGGUGUUGCUGCUACUCCGGAAAAGACUGAAAGGUGCUUUUUGUGUGUGUGAAGCAACAGAUGUUCACGUUGUUCAGGUGUGUUUGUCCUCCUGGAUGCAAACAAGACCCUUUCUGGAUUUUGGUGCUUCUCUGUAA